GAAGUUGUUGGAGUGUACAUAGUGUCUUUGAUUUGAACGCAGGAGGGAAUAUAUCUAGGGUUCUUUUGAUUAAAAAAAUCAAACUCAAAUCUGCUGAAGGAUCAGUGUUUUGUGGCUAAGCAGCGGGUUUUUCUGGUCUGGAUGUGAACUGGGCCUGGCGUUUCACUCGACAUGUUAUCACCUCACAAGCACUGCCUGUCACACAGGCUCCUCUUGCUCCUGCUGAUCGGUUGCUGGAAAGCAGACGGAUCCCCAAAUGGCACAGAGGCAGGGACCUUCACGCAGCUGGCCACGGGCCCCUCCGGCAAAUACAUCUUGGCGAAGGAGGGCUCCAGCAUGCUCAUCGAAUGUAACGUGACUGCAGAUCGAGAGGAUGUUAGGUGGUACAACUCUAAAGGGCUUCUCCUUGGAAAUGAAGAAGGUGGGAAGUGGCAGGUCCAGGAGAAGGGCGUCCUAAACAUCACGGUGGUGUCCUUCAAGGACCGCGGUCGCUACACCUGCGUGGCCUUAAGCAGCGUCGGCGUCAGCAGCAACUACACCGUCACUCUGCGUGUGGCCUACACCGACAGCGGCCUGGGGGUGUACUUUGUCGCGGUGUGCUUGGUGGCCUUCGCCAUCACCAUGGUCUUCAACGUGGCGCGCUUGUGCAUGGUCAGCACCCACCUGAAAGAGACGGAGAUGGUCAUCAACGAGUUCUUCCGCACCGAGGGCACCGAGAAGCUGCAGAAGGCGUUCGAAGUGGCCAAAAGCAUCCCCAUAGUGACCUCGGCGAAGACGGUGGAGUUUGCAAAGGUCACCCAGUUCAAGACCAAGGAGUUCGCCCGUCAUAUCGAGGAGCUGGCGCGCAGCAUUCCUCUCCCACCCCUCAUCAUGAACUGCAAAUCGUUUACGGAAGAGAGCAUGAACCCGGAGUGUGAUCCUGCGGAGUCGGCCACGGCUGCAGCGUGGGGCAGGCCGGCGUUAGGCCCGCCGUGCCCUGACAGAAGCGAAGGAGAAGAGGUGCGUGUGGCAAUGCUGUCGAGUGGAGGUCAAAGCAGUGACUUCAAGGUGUCAUUGCAUAGAGUAAAGGUUGAUGGUGAGGAUGAAGACCACCUAGAUGAAAGCAAUGCAUGAACUCUGGAAUUCCAGCAAAGAGACAUUUUUUUUAUAGCCAAAGAGGUUGAGGUGAUGUCUUUGAAGAUUAUUCCUGCACGUGGUCAGAGCUCAAGUUCUCAAACAUCUGUUAAAACUAACUUUUUUCUUUUUCCUUUGCUUUAAGAAAUUGUUUAACAAUUAGAUUUCCAUUCUUGGUCUUUUAGUUCAGCAAUUUUAGCUCAUUUCACUUCUUAAAAUGUCAUUCAUUCCUCCCCCCCCCCCUCGUUUUGUUCCCUUUGACGGGUCGUUCAGCCUCCACAGAGAAAAUGUUUCCUUGUAAUAUCAUUAUCUCACCAUUUUCAUUGUUGUCACAUCACUCGUGGAAAAUGGGUUUUUGGAAGGCUUGAUUGCCGUCUCACAUGUCUGUUUACGCAGGUCUUUGUUUGUCUGAAAGCGGUUAAUUACAGGGCCGGAAAUAAGCAAUUCAGCCAAAGCGGUGAACAUUUAAAUGUCAGAGGAAAAUUUUUACAGUUCUGCAAGGUGGAAUCUGAAAGACAAACUACUUCCGCUAAAAAUGUCCAAUUUGCUCCUCAAACAUGGUCUGACAUCAAAUGCUCUGAUUAUGUGAGAAAGACUUUAAUUUUUAUAACUUGGUUGUUUUGUAUGCACAUAGUGACGUAUGAAAGACAAAUUUGACACUUAUUUGAAUGUUACUUUCAGGGGAUUUAAUAUUUUCUUUUUUAUUUAUAAAAUUAAAAUCACAGGUUGUUCAUAUCUGGAAGUUUGUCCCUAAAGAAGUUGAAUUUAGAGAUGUCUGAAAGAUGUUUAAGGGGAAAGAAAUGCUGAAUAAGCUGUACCUGUUUCAUCCUCUUUGUGGCUCUGAACGAAAUGAAAUAAAAAGAAUCAGUAUGAACAAAC
Fundulus heteroclitus (mummichog) is the source of this 1992-nucleotide messenger RNA. Its product is annotated as microfibril associated protein 3. Bases 172 to 1113 code for a protein of 313 amino acids. The record is from RefSeq and is a predicted model, not a curated record. Lineage: Eukaryota; Metazoa; Chordata; Actinopteri; Cyprinodontiformes; Fundulidae. The transcript has 3 exons.